AUGGCAGAUGCAACGUAUAUCCAGAAGGAUACAAGAUGGCGCAACAAACAGCGAAGCCUUGUGUUCUGUAGUCGCGGGGUUACAGCCAGGUUCCGACAUCUGUGCGAUGACAUUCGGAAGAUGAUGCCCCACCACAAAACGGAGGCAAAAUCUGAGAAAAGAUCAAACUUCAAUGAGAUUAACGAGAUCUGCGAGCUGAAGAAUUGCAACAACGUGGUUUUCUUCGAAGCUCGGAAACGAGAAGACCUGUACUUGUGGGUUGGUCGAGUUCCAUCUGGGCCAAGCAUGAAGUUUCAGGUGCUCAAUGUUCACACAACGCAGGAGGUUAGGCUAGCUGGGAAUUGUUUGCUCGGCUCACGGCCCAUUUUGUAUUUCGACAAGAACUUCAACAAUGUGUCUUAUUUGAAGCUCAUCAAAGAAGUCUUCACACAGGUUUUUGGCACUCCGCGGAACCAUCCCAAGAGCAAGCCAUUCCAUGACCACAUCAUGUGCUUUUACUGGCUGGACAAGAAGAUUUGGUUCAGGCAUUACCAGAUCUCACCUGAGACGCCAGAGGAUGCCAACAAGCCUGAGAAGCAGGUCCUCACUGAGAUCGGGCCACGAUUUGUCCUUGAUCCCAUCCGAAUCUUCGGAGGAAGCUUCAGUGGACAAACUCUGUACCUGAAUCCACACUACAUGUCGCCCACCGCGCUCAGGGUUCAGGCAAGAAAACUGCUCAAGAAUCCUUAUGUCAAGAAACUCGAGGACAAAGAAAAGCUGGAGCAGAGGAAGCAGGAGAACCAACUGCCGGAAGAUCCAGUUGAUGAGACGUUUGCAUGAUUUAAGACCCUCAGUUUGGAGGGCACUGCUCGGCAGGUUGUACAAAUCCAAAAAUGGAGCACACGCUCAAACAAAAUUCAGAUCUAUU
This is a messenger RNA of Cladocopium goreaui, 907 nucleotides long. NCBI's taxonomy places the organism in Eukaryota, Dinophyceae, Suessiales, Symbiodiniaceae. The record is from the annotation of a GenBank genome assembly.